Messenger RNA from Hyalella azteca, 11918 nucleotides. It is a transcript of the gene Dlg5, whose product is annotated as disks large homolog 5. Bases 101 to 7567 code for a protein of 2488 amino acids. The transcript is spliced from 26 exons. The record is from RefSeq and is a predicted model, not a curated record. NCBI's taxonomy places the organism in Eukaryota, Metazoa, Arthropoda, Malacostraca, Amphipoda, Hyalellidae. Gene Ontology annotation, molecular function: protein binding.
CUAUGUGGCAACACAAAUCCGAUAAUCUAUAUUAUGUUAUUCAAGCCAAUUGAGGUCACUUGAAAUUUGAAUGUGAUUGAGCGUCUCAGUCGCCAUCGAAAUGAGUUCAAUCGGAGCGCUGACGUCAGACAGCGAGUGUGACGAGAAGAAAAGCUCGGCGUCUUCUGUUGGAGGAGGACCUGUGAACGUGACAGCAUCGUCAGGAGUCCAGCAGCAGCCAAUGCAGUCCUCAACAACACUAAGCAGCGGCUUCAUCAGUGAGGGCAGAGGUGGUGACAUCAGCAACAGGAGCAACAGUGCUGGCAGCAUCAGGAGGGAUAGUGGUGGCAGCAACAGGAGGGAUAGUGCUGGCAGCAACAGGAGGGACAGUUCAGGCAGCAACAGAAGGGACAGUGUGGCUAGCAACAGGCGUGACAGCGGAGGCAGUCUGAGGGCAGGGGACAGCCGUCAUGGCUACUCUAGCAGCUCCCCUCAGAUGUCUUCCUCACACGACCCUCACGAACACAGCAGCGUGUCGCUCCUCAGGGCCGAGCUCAAGCUCGUGAGCAAGGAACGGGACAACCUGAAGAAAGAUCUAAAAAAGCUAGCGCGUGACCGAGAAGAUUCGGUUAGCAGCCGAGGGUCUCUCUAUUCAGACCGUCCUGCCAAUUUCGUAAGCAGCAGCAGUGGGAUCAGCAGCAAGCAGCCGAGCAUUGGAGGGCGAGAUUAUGAAAUUCUCAAGCAGCACUACGAGAAAGCACUCAUGGAGAUCCAGUCACUCAGAAAGCAAAAUCAAGAGAUCACUAGAAAGUAUGAGAGUGCUGCCAAGGAAGCUGACUAUUACAGGAAGCAGGAGAAAGCAACUUAUGGUUCACUCCAGAACUUGCGCAUGCAGUAUGAAGAGAUUAUGCAAGAGAAACAAAAGCUUGAAGAUGAAGUGACAUCCUUACAGACUUUGAUGGAAGACGACAGGAAGGAGAUAGCUGAGCUGAGAAGACAACAACAGGAGGCCAUGUCACAAGAGGGUUCAGGGGAAGCCAUUAAUCAGCUCUACAUGAGCACUGCACAAAAGUAUGAAGAUGUUAAAGAAGAAUAUGACUCACUACGCAAACGAUACUCUGAAUUAGCUGCUUCACACUCUACACUCACCACCAAAUAUGAACAAGCACAGGAGGAGGCCAUCAGGAUUAAGAAGCUCAGCGAUGAAAUUCUUAGGGAAAAGAACUGCCUUAAGCAGCAGUGCACGGAGGCCAUCAGGCAGUGGGACACGGCGCUCAGGGAGAAGAACAAACUCGAGGAUGAAGGCCGCAAGGCUCGCGAGAAGUGCGAGGAGCUCAUGAAGGAGAUGAACGGACAUCUGCUGCACCGCCAGCACCUCGGCAAAGACGUCAAGAAGCUGCAGGAGGAACGCAACUCCGUCAUGCACGAGUACACGCUCGUCAUGGGCGAGCGUGAUCAGGUGCAUAAAGAAAUGGACAAGCUGCAGGAGGAGUUGAACCAAGCCAACGCCGUCAUCAAGACCCAGCAGCAGACGCUCAAGGACCGUGACAAAGAGAAAGAAUCGCUGCUGCUACAGCUGGAGACGCUGAGGCGAGAGAUCAGCUCCUCGCUGCAGGACCGCGACUCUGCACUCAAGGAGCUGGCCGAGCUCAGGGAACGCACAGGAGCGCAGGAUGCAGACUCUGACAAACACUGGGACAUCGCUUAUAAGGACUACAACCCCUACGCCCAGCAGAGAGCACAAAUUCCUGAAGUCUCAUCGCUUGGUCAAGCAGGCGGCAGCAGCGGCCACAGCGGCCGCGGCAAGGAGCAGCGACUGGACGACCUCGAUCAGGCGAACCAAGAGAUAGAACGACUCAGGAAGACGGUUGAAAAACUUCAGGGCGAAUUGCAAGAAAGUCAACGCGAGGCGGAAGUGUCUCAGAGGAGACGCGACUGGGCGUUCAGUGAGCGCGACAAAAUCGUGCGCGAGCGCGAGAGCAUCCGCGCGCACAGCGACAAACUGCGCCGUGAGAAGGACCGCGCAGUCGCCAAACUUGCGGAGGCCAUGAGGGACUCUGACGACAUGAUGAAACAACGCGACGAGCUUCUCAAGCAGCUCAAACUUGCCAAAGAGCAGUUGGAGGACCUGGAGCGGUGUAAGCUGAGCACAGUACGCAAGCUGUGCUCCAGCAGUCGUGGCAGCUCUCGAGACUCAGCCAUCCACACGACGACGCCUCCAGCUCACCACAGCCCGCCUCUGCAGCCUCACAUCCAGUCUUCCACGUGGGAUACCCACAACAUAACUGUCAAGCUUGGAAGCCAUUAUGAAGGACCAGGGGCUGGACGUGUUGGUUUUGAAGUUCAGAGUGGAGACAACGAGAUACCGUCUGUGUUUGUCAGCAACGUUUACAAGGACUCUCCAUUCUAUGGCAAACUUAGGGUUCAGGACGAACUGAUCCGUGUGAACGGUCUGAAAGUGGGUGCGAUGACCGACUGCUCGUCUGUGUACAGCGCUGUGCUCGCCGGGGGGGAAUACGUCAGUAUUGCUCUCCGCAGACGACGCUCGCAGUCAUUGGGAGCUGUGGGGAGCGCGUAUCAUGGGCUGCUACACACCACACACCUGCACUGCCCCAGCGGCGUGUAUCACGGCGUGUCUCUGCUGACAGGGGUGUGUGUCGCGGCCAUCCAGCCUGGCUCUCCUGCUGCUGCUGAACCCAACCUCGCCCUCGGGGAUAGAGUGAUCAGCGUGAACGGUAAAGGCAUAGAAGGAGCGGACAUCACGUGUAAGGAAGCCCAGCAAUUGCUGGAUGCGGGUGUGGGAGACGUGGUCCAGAUCACUACCCUUAAGACGCUGUGUUCUAAUUGCUCUUCAACUCAUGUCAGCUGCACCAGCAGUGGGCAGAACCUGGCGUCUGAAAACCAAGAUGACUCCGAAUUUUGCCACGACUCUUUCAAUGCUAAGAAAAAUGAGUAUGUUCAUCACCACCACGAAGCAUUCGCCGGCAGCAAGAAGCCGGUUGGGUGUGAUGUGCUGGGCGUUGGGAGCAGUGCCGGAAGUCGCGAUAAUCACAAGAGAUUCAUGAUCAGUUCGGGCUUAGAAGAUUGUUUAAUGACAGGCGGUCGCAAGUAUGGGAGUAUGGAGCGCGGUGUUUACCAUGUAACUAAAGUAGCUGCGGGUAAAGGCUCUGGAAAAUGGGAUCAACUCAAGAGCAUUGUGAGGCCCCGAAGACACAGCAAGGAGCGAGUUACCAGUCCAGAAGUAAAAGAAAAGCACGCCAAUUCGCCUUUUUCUAUGGAUCAAGAAAAAGAAAAUGCAAUGGCGCAGCUUGACUCAGUUAUCAGUUUGUAUCAUCACAAAUGCAGUGGUAUGAGCGGGACUUCUCCAUCCAAGUCUAAAGAUCGAGACAAAGAAAAUAGCGGUGGCACGUGGCCAAAGUACAAAGGUGGUACUUUAAGUGCUUGGGACCCUGAAGCUGUUGGAGCUGUCAGCACACCGCCGCGUCGUGAACGAACUCCUCUUCUGUUACAUUCCCCCUCUGGAAACAAACGACUCGACUUCCCUGAUAUCAAGGAAGGUUUCGACUCCUAUCGCUCCACGAAACUAAGUGACACUGCCGUUGCAUUGCUGUCAGCCAGCACCAGAAGCAGUUCGAACAGCCCUCAGGCUCAUGGUUUUCUCAAAGCUUUGGAAGACAGAGCUGCUGGGACUCAGCAUUAUGGACCUGAUAUUUUGUACUCAGCAUCCAGUGGCCUGUACACUACUCCUCGUUCAAAGCAAGUAGUUUACAGUGGUAGUAUGCGCCAAAAUGUUGAUAUCAAAUCUGAAGAGAUCGAACGAGAGAAAAGGCUUGGUUCUCUUACUCCUUCAGAUACCUCCCUCGAUUUCAGCGUACGUUCAGGUAACGUGGGAAAAGAAGAGCUCGAGUAUUACGUAAAGAAAAAUAUAGUGAAAUGUCCGCUCAGUGAUACUGAAAGCAACGUGAGCAACAUUGACAUGCAUACUUCACCACAGCCCUUGAGUCUUCCUGCUGCUUAUGGAUAUCGUAACUACCAGCUACGGCAGCUGCAAGAGGGCCGCCUCACGCCCACUUCGAGGCUGCCCAUUCAUCCCCACACUGGUCUGUACUCCCCCUCAAACAGUGGGCUUCGAUCUCCUCACAGCUUCAUUCCUUACUCCUCACAUAACCACUAUUCGCAUCACCAUCCUCACACAAACGUUGGUGCUGCAAUCACGAGUGUUUCUCCACGUUACUCUUCUCCCACUCUGCCACACACCACCCCUUCUCCUUUUUUAAGUGCAUCAAGGAGUGGCGACUCCCUUCUCUCAUCACCCAGCCUCGGCCGGGACCCUAUUGAUGGCCAUGGACAUUUCGAACAACGAAUUUUUUCUUCUCCCGUCCACGUUUCGAAUUCUGCGUCACACGAGCUUCCUUGUAAUAAAGUCUCGCUUGGCAAACCUGCUGAUGGAUCCGGUUUUGCUGGCCAAACGAAACCCGUCUCGCAGUCCGAACACCAUCACCACUUCCAGCCCAAGGCUCGCUCCAUCCACCCUUACACAGGUGGACUGUCAGUACUGCCGUCCUUCGCACCAGCUUCUCGCACUCCAAUCGUGGAUGACUCAAUGCUCCAUCUUACACUCCUACCGUCAGCCAGCUUACUCCUUCCGCCAACCACGUGUCCACCUUCCUACCAGGACUACCACAAAGAGCGAGCUUUCACCACCAUGCCGCGGAAACGUGACGAGGAAAAAAUUCGUCUCUCAGCGACUCUUGGUGGCCUCAUCAAGAGCAGCUCAAGUGAGAGGAAUACACCUGUGCCGGACAGCGCCUUAAGAGAUAAUGGACCCACACCACCUCCAUCUCAUCACCUAUACCACCAUCAUCACCGUCACUCGUCACCACCUUCUUCACUUUUAACUGCACCCUCAGUAGGAGGUGCAGGGUCUCUGCGUCCAAUAGGUGGGCAGGAUCCUCAACAGAUUUAUUUCUCAGUCCAUAAUAGGCAACUGGGCGAGCAUCAGUGGCAACGACGCCCCGAACCAGGAGAAAUCCGCAACAUCGUUAUUGAGAAGGACAGUGAGCCUUUGGGUAUUCAAAUUAGAUGCCUCCAAAACGGAGGUGUCUUUGUCUCAGCAGUGACGGUGAAUUCCUUAGCAGAACUUGUGGGAGUUGUUGUGGGCGACCAGCUGCUAGAAGUGUGCGGCAUAAACAUGCGCUCUGCUACUAAAAAAACAGCUUCUACUGUAUUAUCGCAGUGUGGCAAAAGCGUAACGAUGCUUGUUCAGAAUAAUGCUGACAAGUACGAAGAGUUGGAAGGAUGGCAAGGCAGUAGCAGUGGUAGUAGCUUGCUUGACGGCGGGCGUUCACGUUCAGGCACACCAACACCACGCAAUUCCCCUAGAUCUGUGAGAUCUGCAAAUGUGCACCACAGACCUUCCCCUCACCAUCACACCGGCCGAACUCCAGACCUACUAGAUCACCACAGGUCGUCACCUCGCUACUUCGCAGGGGACGAUACGCAGCGCCACAGCGCACUCGUUAUGCUGGGUCCAGACGGCGCUCCGAUGUAUCAUGAGCACGUGCUCGUGGAUCGUGAUGCCAGUCAGAAUCGGCACCACAUCAGCAGUCCUCAUGCUGUUCAAACGUCUCGACGUCACGACGAGGCAGACAGAGAAAAUGAAGACAAGGAGGAAUCCUUGCCUCCCUCCUCAUCGUCAACCCUGCGGUCCCCCCUCCACCUAGGGUCAGGGGAACAUUCCCUUUCCACAUCCGCGCGCUCCACCCUAACGCGACCACAAAUUGCGCACGCCCUCGCCACUCUUACCCGCCCAGAUACAUACCAGCGAAGUCAACAGCCGGAAGCCGAAGAUUCCAGGGAUUCCAGGGACGAGAUAGGCGCCAUGAGCAGCUGCACUGAAGGAGGUCAACUGCUUCAACGCCAACAAGUCUUACGUCACUCCGGUGGUCACGGCACUGAGGGCGGCAGCUGUAAACACAAGAACGGUAACAGCCGUAAGAACAGCAGCUGUAGUAGCAGUAGUGGUGGUAAUACUGCAGUGAGCCGUGGCAGUAGCAGCCGUAGCAGUGGAGGAGGCAACCGUAGUGGUAUCAGCCGAGCCAAUAAUAAUGGAUCAAGGAGCAGCGGCAGCCGCAACAGUGGCGGCAGAAACAGAAGUUCCAUUGACCGUAAAGGCCGCAGCGGCAGCGACGCUGAGGAGCCGCGUGUUGUGUAUCUUGAAGUUAACAAAAGCUCAAACUUGGGCGUGCGGAUGGUGGGCGGCAAUGCCUUGGGCGUGUUCGUCCAUGCCGUCAUGAAGGAUUCGCCCGCCAGCCGUGCAAUGCUUCGUCCUGGUGAUCGUAUCUUGGAGUACAACGGCCAUGACCUCCGCUAUGCUACGGCUGAGCAAGCGUCCUACGAACUCGCCAAGCCUGCUGAUAGCGUCGCUAUGCUUGUUCAGUACGACCCACGCACCUACGCAGUGGUGCAGGAACAACCUGGAGACAGCUUCUUCGUGCGUGCGUUGUUUGACAACGUUGGCAGCGAGGCCUCAAACGAGCUCACGUUUCACAAGGAUGACAUCCUCUACGUCGACAAUACAUUGCAUAAUUCCGUGCCCGGCGUGUGGCGUGCCUGGUUGCUAGAUCAAGACGGUCAAAAACUCGCAUGUGGACCCAUACCAAGCAAAGACAAGGUGGAAGAGGCGAUGCUGCAACGUGGCUGUGGCUCGGGUAUUGACCUGACGACGCUGCCCUUCAGUGGAGGCACCGUCUUGAGCAGCAUCAGUGGCGCCAGUGCCUCCGUGGAUCCCAGCAGGAGAGGAAACACCACCGCAAGACGCUCAUUCUUCAAACGAAAAAAACAUUCCAGAUCCUCGUCCAGAGACAGUAAAGAACUGGCCAGUUUCUCGGACGCGUCCCUGAAUUCGUUCGGUGACUGUGGAGCGACGAGCUCCUCCCUGGCUGAGGAGGCGGGGGCCUCCAUUGCCUACCUCAGGGUCGAGCGUCUGGACAAUAAUGUUCGUCGGCCAGUCCUGCUCUUCGGGCCGCUGGGGGAGUUCGUAGCAGAUAAGCUGGCAUACGACUAUCCUAAUCAGUUUGUACGCUGCGUGCCUGAAGUAAAUCAGCGCGCAACCGCUGAGCAGUUGGAGGCCGCAACUGCAGGAGGCCUCGUUGUUGAGUACAGAAGGCGGGGGCCUGCGUGGGACGUUAUCACUGUUCAGCAGGUCAAAGAAAUUGCCGAAAAGGGCUGCCACGGUCUCCUGGACGUGACAAUCGGCGCAGUGGAGCGCCUCCAACGCCACCGCAUCUAUCCCAUUGUUCUCAUCCUCAAGUUCCGUUCGCACAAGCAGGUGCGCGAAGUUUGCGAUUCCCUGCAACAUUCAAUAGACAAACUUCCCUCAAAACACGCUCUUGACAAAAAUUUACCGCAGAAAAUAUCACAGAAAGAAGCAAAAGAGAUGUUUGAAUUGUGUAAUAAGCUCGAACUCGAGUACAAGAGCCUUGUAUCGGCCGUUGUCCCGGCAGUGGUGAAAAUGUCGUUUAUGUGCAAUCAAGUCAAAACCUGUGUUGAAUCUGAACAGUCAAAGACUCUGUGGGUGCCCGCGUGAGUGGAUUGUAUUGCGUGGACCUCGCCCGUGUCAGGUGGUUGCAACGUGCACUGUUGUUCGAAGCUUAUGAAAUUUCUCUACAAUCUUACUGAGGAAGGAAGCGCCUCUCACACUUAUGAACAAACUAUACCGACAUUCAAACUUACAUACCAUACGUAAGACGUCUAUGACAUGUAUACUAAUCUUUCAGAAGCUAUUAUACAAUUGAUAGAAAAUAAAUGAGAAAUAUGCAAAUACCGGUAUAUGCACUCUUGCUUGGGUCAGGAUUAAUGGAUGAUCUUUUUUAGUAUGUAUCUUCUAUUUGCCCAAAUGCGGUUGACUCGCUCACGAGUGUUGAAGCCGAGCUGUAUAUUUCUGAUGUGCUAGAAAACUUCUUGAAAGAACUCAUUGAAUAAUAUCGAUGAUUGACCGCCUUAUAGUUUUCAAGUUGCUUCUGACUUUAUACUCUUUGAUUCACUUUGGUUGGCCAUUGUUUAAUGCAAUAAUUAAUUCAAUACUAUAAUCAUGUUAUCAAGAGUAUCUAUCAUCUUAAUUAUUGUGUUGUAUGUAUGCAGUACAAUUAGACAUCUCGGCUUAUUCAUUCCUGAUAUUGAUAAGCAUUUCUUACGAAUGCCGCUGUAAAGCUCUUCAAAAAGAAUUUUUUUCCUUACGAUGUAAUGUCUUUUAUGAUAUUUUUAGGUUGAAACAAAGUUUUAGUUAAUGACGAAUUUUAGUUUUUUUAUUGAUACCUCGAAAGUGCAAUAGGAACAUAAUUUGCUACCUUGCUUCUCAGUGUCCUUUUUCGCAGUUUCUGAUGUACGUUACUUACAAUCUAUUUUAAGUGUUUCUUAGAUUCAUAUUUGUUCUUUGUAAUUAUUUUCAAAUUAAUUGUCCUCUGAUGACGCCUAUUACUAGGUAACUGAUUUCAAGACAUAUCUUUACUUUCGUUGAACAAACUACGAAUGGCUCAUUACUUCUCUAACGCAGAUGCCAUUGUUCUCUUCAUUAUCGAAUGACAUCUGUCCCGGCAAUGCGUAUUUUGUGCAAUAUAUUCUAUUGAUCUCUAUUGAAUUCUCAGUUAUUCGAGACUGGUGUAUUUUUUCAUGUAGUAUUUCAUUCAAUUUCCCAUCGAAGAUCUUAUUGUUUAAAUGCAACUUCCUCGACUAAAGAAGCCAGUCCUUUGUACCUCCUUAGGUCGCGAGCAUUUCUGUUUGUUUGAUUUUCUUUGAACUGCGCAAAGCUAACCCUAUGGUGUAUACCUGCUGUGAGUAGUUGAACUGUGUAGCUCACUAGGUAGUAGAAACUCUAACUUAAUAGUAGUCUUACAUUGCAGCUUCAGAGCUCCUAUUCUUCUACUUAGACCGUGAAGUAGCAAAUUAUCAGCAAUUAAGUCCCGCUAAUUGCGAUGAGGUUGAAAAAAACGCGCUAAAUUAAAUUAUUCUGUACAGCGUCUUUCAGAUCAAUCAGCAAAUUUUUUCCCUUUCUGCUGAUCAUUAUGAAGGAUUAAUGGUACUACUAGGGAAAAUGCGCACGUAUUUCGGUAGAUCUCUGCCCAUUCCCACUGCACGUGGUAGUAAUUUUGGCGUCAGCGACCUUACUGUUAGCAGAGCCAAUAUCUGAUGGCAACGGUGAGUGGGCAAAGAGGUCGCCCUCUCCGAAGACGCCUUUCCCUUACGCUUGCUAGUUUCUGGUGCACAUUGUGUGGUUGACUUGAGUGCUUGAGAAGGCAAUCGAGCCCACCAACCGUAAAAACUUCUAUUUUAGAACUUAUUUUAUCUGAACCGAAUUUCCGUCGUCCGUUUUGUUAGGAAAUGCUGCUUUCAUUGACAGUUCGAAGAAAUCGAAAAUGUCUUGUGGAGAAAUUCGAGGAUUUCUUGCGUGCAAUAUUUUGAUGCCUCGUGUAUUGUCUAUUAUCUCUUCUUGGGCCUUUGAUGCCAUUUUUGGGACUGGUCAGAAAGUGAAGAGAGUGCAUUCCAUCUUUACUGAUUGGCAGCUUACUUGUCAUUGUCGGAACGAUAGAAACUUUAUAAACCAAUGUAGACUCCGGGUUCAAUAAACUUGUAUCAUGUUUGAGAAAAAUCAAUAUCAGAUGAGAGUUAGUUCUGAUGACUCUUAAUUUAGCUGGGAUUGUUGAUAAUUUAAAAGGCGGUAUAGAGUGCGUUGAUGGAAAUUGAUUGGUUUUCAAAUUGGUUGUCGUAUUGAUGUUUUCAUCGCGACUAAUUGACUGGUCGGCGUAUCGCGAGAGUUUGAGUCGUGAUAAAAGUUUCAGUUGUUUGCAAGACGUAACCUCAUAAAAACUGACGAUUUCAUAACAAGUAAAGUAUUGUGAACAACUACUUUAUUGAUAUUACAGGUGAUUGCAUCUAUGCGAUCAAUAGUAAGUAGUGCCUAGAAUCAUGAACAUAAGUACUCUGACGCUUAUACAAGGCAGCUGAAUGGCUAACAAGAGAAAUAUGAUUAAUGGGCUAUUCAUAUUAUGAACUGGAGAAUAUGACCGCAUAAUUAUUUAAAAUCGUCAUAUAGUUGAGCGGAAAAAUUGUAUCCAUGAAAUUCAAUCAAAGUAGAAACUUCUCAUAUCAUUUGUGGGAGUUGGAAGGGAAGAUUAACUACAGGUAUAAUAUUUGAAUUUUUGAUACAUGGCCUCGAGAAAGUUGUGUUAGUUUUAAGGCUCGUUUAAUAACUAAGAGUCCCUGUGGUCCUGAGGCGAUGUUUCUCGCCGAGUGUUAGCCUGUGCCCUUACGACUGUUCGCUCCUGUAGGGUAUAAGAACCAACGACAAUAGGCAUAAUAAUAAUAUCCUGUUAUUGUGAGCUAUAAUAUCUAUUUAUGGUUGUUGCUGUGGAGUUCACGUUGAUCUAUCAAAUCCUGUAGUAUUUUCGUACCAGCCCUUGAUGCUUGAGGAAGUCCAAUCGUAUUUUUCUAAAUCAUGAUCUGCUCGUCGUCUUCGACCAGUCUUACCUUAAGCGAAAAUGUAAGCUAGCUAAUUUUAACGUCAUUCAUAUCGAUUAUCGAAUCCUUGACUGGCUUCACGAUGAGCAGAAGUCUUUAAUUUCUCGCUAAAAUUUGUUCUUCAAAGCUUACUGUGUAGCCGUGCUUUGAAGGCUCUUGUCACAGAUUAUAUUUCUAGCUAUCCUAAAAAAAUAAUAUCUUUAAUUGUUCGUGACAAUCAAAACUGUAAAUCUGAUUUUAUUUCCUGCGAUGAAUGGAGAAAGAGUUAAUUGAAUAUUCUAAACCUUGCAACUUUUCUCGUCUCUUUGUUCACUAUGACUGCCGAAAAUGGGACUUCUCUGCUUUUGGAAAAAAUAUAUUGCCUCUUUCGCUUGAAUGUCUCAAAUUAGCACGAAUUAGUUCUCGGAUGAACCUUAUGGUUGUGUUGUCUUUCGACUACUUUGAGGUUUAAACAAAAACUAUUUCAGAAAUUAUAGCCUUGUCUUCUGCAUAGAAAUAUUCAUCGAUCCAAAACCCGGUUUUUUCGUCAUUGGUGAUUAGUGUAGUUUCAUGUAGUCGUUCCGACCACCAAAUAUGUUUGUGAGCAGCUCUCUCUAUGUUGGUCUAUAAUAGUAUUGGCUGAAGUCUCGAGUUUGUAUCCGCAUCCUUCCAUUGUAGAUCAAAAAGAUACCUAAACGUCGGCGGUUCAGACGCUAAAUUACAAUUUUACUCUAGCAAAAAAACCAUCUAAUUGAUCCAGCGUAGAUUAUUGAAUUGAAUGCAUCCAUACCUAAAGAAUUGUUCUCUUUCUCAUUAGAGGCACGUGCUAUUUGCUGUUGUUGGAAAUGUUUCAUGAAUCGUUCAAUUGGAUAGAGUAGAACCUGUUGUGUAAUUCUUUCAUGGUUGUAACCGGCAGCUUGUCACCUAGUAGCAACCUUUGCAGGCGUUCACGUUCUGCUCCUUAGGUCGCCUUUUAGCAGUCAUUUUUGAUAAAAAUGAACUAGAAACCUGUGCCCUCGCCCUCUCCACAUGGGAUGAUUCUACGUGCACCGGUGGUGAUCAAUACUCUAAUCUUACCACUUUGGUGCUACACGAGACCAUUUCAUAAUGCCACUCAAAAGUUUAUUUUACUAUGACGCUGGCAAUAAUUUGGAGAUCUUGGCUUUAAGCUUUUGCCUCGAAUAAUUGUUUUGGCAGAAAUGUUGAGUCUCUUCGCUAGCAAUGUCAUCAUAUCGAAGGGCUUCAUAUAGCAUGUUAAGGCAUUUGAAACGCUUGUUCAAGCAACGCAGGCAAGACAACGGAAGUUAACUGACACUCAGAGCUCAUAUCUCUAACUUGUUCGGUCUCCCUCGUCUAUCCCAUGUAAAUUGUAAAAAAUGUUAUAUUUUAUGUGUAAAUUUUCUUAUGCAGCGUAUGUACCUAUUCAAAUAAAAACAUAUUUUAUA